This is a messenger RNA of Alosa alosa (allis shad), 955 nucleotides long. RefSeq names its product ADP-ribosylation factor-like 2 (gene arl2). The coding region runs from base 165 to 719 and encodes 184 amino acids. Gene Ontology annotation, biological process: protein folding. The transcript is spliced from 5 exons. The record is from RefSeq and is a predicted model, not a curated record. NCBI's taxonomy places the organism in Eukaryota, Metazoa, Chordata, Actinopteri, Clupeiformes, Clupeidae. Gene Ontology annotation, cellular component: cytoplasm; microtubule cytoskeleton. Gene Ontology annotation, molecular function: GTP binding; GTPase activity.
GUAUAACUGACUUCCUGGUAACAAAGGCGGUGCGACAUGGCUACAGCUAGCUAGUGUAUAAGUACAUGCUAGAACAUGAGGAAUGAUUGCAUGUUCGUAAAGAAGGGUUAAGUUAAUGUAUUAAUGAUAUUUUCUUUGCACAUUUAAAUAAUAAGGCUGUUACGAUGGGGUUGUUAACGAUACUGAAGAAGAUGAAACACAAGGAACGCGAGAUGCGGUUGCUCAUGCUCGGACUGGAUAAUGCGGGGAAAACAACUAUUCUGAAAAAAUUCAAUGGCGAAGAUGUCAGCACGAUAUCACCAACACUGGGAUUCAACAUAAAGACGCUAGAACAUAGAGGGUUUAAACUGAACAUCUGGGAUGUAGGAGGACAGAAAUCUUUGCGAUCAUACUGGAGAAAUUACUUUGAGAGCACCGAUGGCCUGGUCUGGGUUGUGGACAGUGCUGACAGACUCCGGCUAGAUGACUGCAAAAAAGAGCUGAGUUCUUUGCUGCUGGAAGAGAGGCUGGCUGGAGCAACACUUCUAGUUUUUGCCAACAAGCAGGACUUGCCUGGGUCUUUGUCCAAGGAGGCAAUACAGGAGGCUUUGGCGUUGGAUGAUAUUAAAACUCAUCACUGGUGCAUCAUAGGCUGCAGUGCCGUCACAGGCGAAAAUCUGCUCAUGGGGGUGAACUGGCUUCUGGAUGAUAUCGCUGCACGAAUAUUCACCACAGAUUAACUGAUUGAUUUGCCUUUACAAGACAACAAAAGUGGACUUGAAAUGUAUAAUGCAAAGUGGAAGUUACACUUGCAGUACACAUUCUGUGAACAAAUUAAGAAUACUCCAUUAUAACACGUUUACUUUUACACAGUACUGAUCUGAUGUUUAUGUCAUGAAAUGUAAAGAAAUCCCUACAUGUAACUCUGUUAUCAACCCGUUGAACAAUGGCUGGAGAAAUGAGGGAGUUUGGUUAA